This is a messenger RNA of Callithrix jacchus (white-tufted-ear marmoset), 1454 nucleotides long. RefSeq names its product golgin subfamily A member 6-like protein 26. NCBI's taxonomy places the organism in Eukaryota, Metazoa, Chordata, Mammalia, Primates, Cebidae. The record is from RefSeq and is a predicted model, not a curated record.
AUAGAGAUUUGCAUGUGUGCCCAGCAAAGCUCUAGUGCUGGCUGUGCCACUGACUCAUGGGGUAGCCUUGGGCAACUCAUGUCUUCUCUCUGGCCUGCCACCUGUGACUUUUAAUUAUUGGGGUCCCUUUCAAUGCCACGGUUCUGUGGUGGUUGUGGGGUGAGGGCAGAGGGUUGAUCACCAAAGUGUUCCUUUCUGUUCUUCGCUCAUGCCUUUCUCUACUGCCUCUGGCCAUAGUAUAAUCAAUGAGGAGCUGCAGAGGAAGAACACCAAACUGGAAGAACAACUUAGACUCCUGCAGUCUGAGAAGUUCAGCAUCCAGCUCUAUGUCCAGGAGCUACAAAGAAAGCUGAAUAGGGCCAAGCUCCUGCUGCCACAGGAGCAGCUACAGGAGGAGGUCGAGAACCUGAAGCAGGAGCUUCACAGACUGAAAGGAGAGCUCCAAGAACAGGUGGAUGAAAAUAAUCGCUGGAAACGCCUCUACCAGGAGCAGGAGGAGAAGAUCUGGAAGGGGGAGGAGCAGAUACAGGAGGGGGAGCAGAAGAUACGGGAUCAGGAGCAGAAGAUGAGGCAGCAAGAGAAGAUGAUGCAGGAGUGGGAGCAGAAAAUAUGGGAGCAAGAACAAAAGAUGCAGCAGCAGGAGCAGAAAAUAUGGGAGCAGGAAGAAAAUUGCAGGCAGGAGCAGGAACAAAAUAUGCAGCAUCUGGAGCAGAAGAUUCGGGAGCAUGAACAGAAGAUGCAGCAUCAGGAGCAGAAGAUGAGGGAGCACGAACAGAAAAUGCAAAGGCAAGAGGAGAAGAUUCGGGAACAGAAACAGAAGAUUUAGGAGCAGGAGGAAAACAUUUGGGAGCAGAAGAGGUGUUGGGAGCAGGAAAAGAUGCAGGAGCAGGAGGAGAAGAUGAGGGAGGAAAAGAAGAGGCUGUCGGAUGAGAAGGAGCGGCUAAGGGAGCAGAAGAAGAAAAUGCAGGAGGAGAACAAGAGGCUGAGGGAGUGGGAGGAGAAGAUAGAGAAUCAGGAGGCAAUGAUGUGGGAACAGAAGAAACUGAGGGAGCAGGAGAUACGGGAGAAGGAAAGGAGGUGGGAGCAAGUGGAGCAGAUGGGAGAGCAGAAGGACAUGGUGUGGGAGAAGGAGAAGAUGUGGGAGGAGUAGAGGAUGUGGGAAUAGGAGAAGACAAUGCAGGAGCAGAAUUGUUGUAAAAUACUUGCUGGGUGUGGUGACUCAUGCCUGUAAUCUCAGGACUUUGAGGGGCCGAGGCCGGUGAAUCCCCUGGGAUCAGGAGUUGAAGACCAUCAUUGUUAACAUGGUGGACCUGGGAGGCAGAGAUUGCAGUGAGCCGAGAUCAUGCCACUGCACUCCAGCCAGGGUGACAGAGAGAGACUCUGUCUCAAAAAAAAAAUAUAUAUAUCCAUAUAGUGGUAAAAUACAGUUAAUAUCAAAUUUACUAUUUUAAUAA